Caenorhabditis remanei is the source of this 486-nucleotide messenger RNA. RefSeq lists its product as uncharacterized. Bases 1 to 486 code for a protein of 161 amino acids. Lineage: Eukaryota; Metazoa; Nematoda; Chromadorea; Rhabditida; Rhabditidae. The transcript has 3 exons. The record is from RefSeq and is a predicted model, not a curated record.
AUGUUCUUAUGCGAUCCAAAUCCUCAUCUUCGAGUAUACUUCUUGUUUUAUCUCUCACUUCUAACCCUCCCUACUGCUUAUGUUGUCGUGUUUGGAGAAAGAGUUUGGAUGAAAAUUGCUUUUAUCUCUCAGUUGAUCAGAUUGGUAUUUGUAGGACUUCAUAACGCCUUCUACCCUAUCUUUGUUGCUGCGUAUGUUGCAGUAGGAUUCGAAGGAACGCACCCUGGAGCCAGUGCUGAUGAGAUUCUGUUUCACUCAGUUUCCUAUGGAGUGAUGAUUUUCUUCAUGAGUAUGACAGCUUCCUUAUGGGAGCCUGCCAAACUCUACCAGAUCUAUCGCCUCCAAAAAAUGCUAGAGACAUCUCGUAACGGUUCAUUGGCUGGAUCAGAGGCCGAUAUUGAUGAAGAUGAGGAAGAGUUGGCAUCUGUCAGCGAAACGGAAAGCACUAAUCUUUCGGACUCUGGAUAUGUUGCCCAAGCUGUUUGA